AUGAGGGGCGGCAAGCUGCACCGGCGAAGCUCGCCCCAGGCCCUGGCCCUGGGCCUGGCGCCCCUGCUGGUCCUGCUCUGGGCCGGGCUGGGUGGCAGGGCGGAUGGGAGGCCUUGGGGCUUCCAAGGCUGCAAGCAGCAGCUGAACGUGUCGGUGCUGGGGGCGCUGCCCGGGGAGGGCUGGGACAACCUGCGCAACAUGGAGCUGGGGCUGGUGCUUGGGCGCGCCUACUCGCAGUGCCUGACCACCGAGGACGGCGAGUAUCUCAUCCCCGACGGCAUGCUGGCGGUGCCGCGGCGCGAGACUGUGUUCUCCGUGGAGUGCCAGAACGUCCGGAGGCACAGCCUGCAGUACCAGACGAUCACCACCCGCGUGCAGCCGAGGCACAGCAUCUACUCCGUGAGGGUCCGGGGGACCCCCGACUUCCGGCAGCGCCUGCUGACCCUCAGCGACCACCUGGAGAACAACCAGACCCGCGAGGCAGAGUACCUGGCGGAGGUGCUUGUGUUCGCAUACGGCAUGCACGUCCUCACCGAGGUGGAGGUGGGGGCCACCCUGGUGCAGGAGGACCAGGUGAGUCGCGAGCUUGUGGGCAACGAGGACAAGGACAGGCUCAACGUCACCUUUGCCGCCUCCGUCUUGUUCGACCGGAAGGUCGGGGUGGGUGAUGCGGUUUCCUGGGACAAGGAGAGCCAGCUGGUGCAGGCAUACCAGUGGGGCACAGUGGCCUCCAAGAUACACAGCCACGGGGGGCUGCCCUUCUACGAGGGCCUCACUCUGCAGAAGUGGCAGGAAGACGUCGCCAACCGGCUGGUGGCCAUCGGCCGCUCGGGCCUGCCGCUGCCCGCGCUGCUACAGCCCGAGGCACUGCCCGAGCUCCCGGCGCCCGCCAUGCACCGCGUGGAGGCGGCAGUGAGCCGCGCCAUCAGCCGCUACUAUGAGAUCAACAUGCACCCUGGGUGCCUGAAGCGUGGGGCCCCCAACUUCGACCCGCUGGCCAACGUGGACGAUGGCUACUUCAGGGGCGUCUUCCAGGAGUGCGAGGCGAUCACUGGCCCCGAGGGUGGCCGCCUGUGCAAGCCCUACACCAUCCUGAACCCGCUCACCUGCCGGACCUCCUGCCCGGCCAGCUACACGGCCAGCUUGCUGAGCAGCGAGGUCAAGGUGUGGAGCGAGAGGAGCUACCAGUGCUGGCCGCAGUGCCAGAGCUGCUGGCUGAUCUUCACUUGCUGCCACAGGAUGUGCGGCAACUUGGAGAUCCAGCGCGUUGUGCGCGUCAAUGCGUCCUGCCCCGGCCGCCCCAACCCUCGCACUGGAGCCCAGGCCUGCCCCUCGUCCUUCUUCCCGCUGGCCCUCCUGGGUGACCUCAAGGUGUGCGUCAGCAGUGACUGGGAGCUGGGUGCGGCCCAAGCAGUCCCCUUCGGGGGUUUCUUCAGUUGCCAGGUGGGCAACCCCUUGGUGGCCCAGGCAAGGGGCCAGGGCUCCGAAUUCCUGAAGGAAGUCUUCAACCUGAACCAGCUCAUGGUCUGGCUGCCGCCCUUUGCGGCCCGCCCCGGCCUGCUGGGCAACAGCAGCAGCCGCGGGGCCUCGGUCCUGGUGGAUGCCAGCAGGCAGCGGGCCUGGGUGAAGCUGCAGGGCUCCAGCCGCUGGCGGCAGGCCAAUAUCCAUGACCCAGCCAUGGCAGCCCAGCUCCGGGAUCAGGGGGGAUCCCGGCCCAGUGCUGGGGCCGUCGUGGGCGCCUGCCUGGGGGCCGUCCUGGGCGUGGUGGCUCCGGCUCUGGGGGUAACCUGGGGCUUCAGGCGCUACCAGAAGCGGGGUUACAGGAGGCUGCCGGAGGGAAUCCUGGCCGAGGAGCAGACAGUCUAUGGGACCGCAGAGACUGCUGAGAGCCCAGCUCCAUCUGACUGCUCAGAGAAUGCCAGCAAUUCUGUCUAG
Bubalus bubalis (water buffalo) is the source of this 1935-nucleotide messenger RNA. It is a transcript of the gene MPEG1, whose product is annotated as macrophage expressed 1. The transcript has 5 exons. The record is from RefSeq and is a predicted model, not a curated record. Bases 1 to 1935 code for a protein of 644 amino acids. Lineage: Eukaryota; Metazoa; Chordata; Mammalia; Artiodactyla; Bovidae.